Molecule: messenger RNA, 681 nt
Organism: Drosophila hydei
Lineage: Eukaryota; Metazoa; Arthropoda; Insecta; Diptera; Drosophilidae
Product: larval cuticle protein 1-like
Exons: 2
Coding region: 198-629 (143 amino acids)
Cellular component (GO): chitin-based extracellular matrix
Molecular function (GO): structural constituent of chitin-based larval cuticle
Source: RefSeq, a predicted model, not a curated record
UUUGGCUUCGUUCGAGCGCUAAUUUUUUAAUGUGGGCGUGUCUGUGAAACCCAUAACUCACAGUCUUAAUUGUCUGAUGCGCUUGGACACACGGCCAAAGCUGUAGCUGCUGCUGUAUAAAAGCUGCCGCCUUGCCCGACUGCAGCAUCAGUCAACGUUCGUUCUUCGUGUUCUACAACGGCCGAAAAGUAAUCGAAAUGUUCAAAGUAUUGAUGAUUUGCGCCGUCUUCGGCAUGGCUUUCGCCUCGCCCCUCAGCAGACCAUUGCCCCACCGCCGCGUUGCUACUGUUUUGCGCGCAAGUCCCGUUAGCCGAAGCGAUGAUGUGCACGCCGAAGUGAUCUCGCAGCUGUCAGAUGUGCGCGCCGAUGGCUUCGAUUCAAGCCUGCAGACCACCAACUCGAUCUCUCGCAAUGAGAAGGGCGAUGCUUACGGCAAUAUCUAUGGCGACUUCGGCUGGAUCGCGCCCGAGGGUGAUCACAUCGCGAUCUCGUACGUCGCCGAUGAGAAUGGCUAUCAGCCACAGGGCGAUGCUCUGCCAACACCGCCACCAAUCCCAAUCGCAAUCCAACGCGCUCUUGAGUGGAUCGCAGCGCAUCCAGCACCACCCGAGAAGUUCUCCCGCCAUUAAUUCUAAGUCAGCUUCGAUCCAGUAUAACUUGACUUGCUGCUGGAACUCUAUU